Molecule: messenger RNA, 6385 nt
Organism: Trichomycterus rosablanca
Lineage: Eukaryota; Metazoa; Chordata; Actinopteri; Siluriformes; Trichomycteridae
Gene: plxna4
Product: plexin A4
Exons: 32
Coding region: 407-6121 (1904 amino acids)
Biological process (GO): regulation of cell migration; regulation of GTPase activity; regulation of cell shape
Cellular component (GO): plasma membrane; semaphorin receptor complex
Molecular function (GO): protein binding; semaphorin receptor activity
Source: RefSeq, a predicted model, not a curated record
CAGCGGUAGCGACAGCAGUGAGCUUUAAGUCGCGGCCAUUUCUUCAGCUCCUGACGGAUGUGCGACCAUCAUGCGGCGGCCGCCUCCGAUUGGCUCAAGUCCUGCUUAAAAAAAGUUCCAGCGGAACAAACGGCUCUUCCUGUACGAGGAUUUUAAUCAGCAGGAUUUUGUUUACCUUCCACCGCGCUGGACAGCAUUUUGGGAAUUGAUUGCUUGCUCAAACUGAAUCCACUUGGCCGGAAUUGGACUAGCAGAGUUGGAAGAGUGUGGAUCUGCAGCGUGUGCGCUACUGCGGCGAAGUCCAAACCCCGAAUCACAGGAUGUCAUCAAACCCAAGAGGAAUCUAAAUACCAGUCUGCUGCAAAUACUUGAACUGAGAUCUUCUUUCCUCUUAAUCAUCACUACCAUGGCUUUCCACCAGUUAAAACUGAACUGCCUAGCUGUUUCUUUCUACUUUUUUGCUUUCCUUUUGCCCCUUUCUGCCUCAAGGCCACAACAGCCUUCUGCUGCAUCCAAAGUGGCAGAACACUACAGAACUUUCUAUGCUGAGAAUCCAGAAUGGACCUUUAACCAUUUGGCAGUAGACCACAGAAAUGGAAACGUGUACCUAGGUGCCGUCAAUCGCAUCUACAAGCUCUCGUCAGGGCUGGAUGUACAGGUGUCGCAUCAAACCGGUCCGGAUGAGGAUAAUCGCAACUGUUACCCUCCACGGAUUGUACAGCCCUGCAGUGAGCCACUUACACUAACCAACAAUGUCAACAAAAUGCUGCUGAUGGACUAUCGGGAGAACAGACUACUGGCCUGUGGGAGUCUCUAUCAGGGCAUUUGCAAACUGCUUCGCCUGGAUGACCUCUUUAAGCUUGGCGAGCCCUUUCACAAGAAGGAACACUACCUCUCGGGUGUCAAUGAGAGUGGCUCUGUUUUUGGCGUCAUAGUGUCUUAUGGUGACUCCUCACCUGAUAAACUGUUUGUGGCCACAGCGGUGGAUGGGAGGCCUGAGUACUUCCCGACCAUCUCCAGUCGCAAGUUGGCACGUAACUCAGAGGAAGAUGGCAUGUUUGCAUAUGUCUUCCAUGAUGAGUUUGUGGCCUCAAUGAUCAAGAUACCUUCAGACACCUUCACUGUAGUGCCAGACUUUGAUAUCUACUAUGUGUACGGCUUUGCCAGUGGCAAUUUUGUCUACUUUUUAACAUUACAACCAGAAAUGAAUGGUGGUCCUGCAGCAGGUUCUUCCUCAGCCAACCGAGAACAGGUUUACACUUCCAAGCUGGUGCGUCUUUGCAAAGAUGACACUGCCUUCAACUCAUAUGUAGAAGUUCCACUGGGCUGCGUAAAGGGUGGUGUUGAGUAUCGACUUUUGCAGGCUGCCUAUCUGUCCAAGGCUGGUGCCAUCCUGGCUCGCUCGCUAGGUGUGGGGCCGGAUGAUGACAUCCUUUAUGCUGUGUUCUCCAAAGGCCAGAAGAGACGGCCAAAAGAAACAUCCCAGGAGUCUGCAUUGUGUGUGUUCACCUUGAAGGAGAUCAAUGAGAGAAUUAAAGACAGGCUGCAGUCCUGUUACAAAGGCGAGGGCACACUGGAUCUGGCCUGGCUCAAAGUGAAAGAUAUUCCCUGCAGCAGUGCGCUCCUGACUAUCGAUGACAACUUCUGUGGUCUGGAUAUGAAUGCUCCACUGGGGGUUUCUGAAAUGGUACGCGGAAUUCCACUGUUCUCCGAGUCCAAUGACAAAAUGACCUCAGUUAUUGCCUACGUCUACAAGAACCACUCAUUGGCCUUUGUGGGAACCAGGGGUGGACAGCUAAAAAAGAUUCGAGUGGACGGACCUUCUCACGGAGCUUUACAGUACGAGACAGUCCAGGUGGUGGAGAACGGGCCGAUCUUGCGGGACAUGGCCUUCUCGGCUGAUCAGCAUUUCCUCUAUGUGAUGUCAGAGACCCAGCUUACACGUGUUCCAGUAGAAGCUUGUGAGCAGUAUUCCUCGUGCAAUGAGUGUCUGGGCUCCGGGGAUCCUCACUGUGGUUGGUGUGUGCUGCACAACAUGUGUACCAGGAAGGAAAAGUGUGAACGUUCAUCUGAACCACGUCGCUUUACCUCAGAUAUCAGGCAGUGCGUGAGGCUGAGUGUCCACCCCAGCAACAUCUCUGUAUCCCAGUACAGUGUCACACUCAUCCUGGAAGCUCACAAUGUUCCAGAACUCUCUGCUGGAGUGAACUGCACUUUUGAAGACCUGGCUGAAAUGGAUGGCUUGGUGGAAGGCAAUCGCAUUACCUGUAGCUCCCCUGCUGAGAAAGAAGUUCCUCGCAUUGUUGUAGACCAAGGUGACCAUCAGAUUGUGCAACUUUACCUCAAGUCUAAGGAAACAGGGCUGGCAUUUGCCAACACAAGCUUCGUCUUCUACAACUGCAGUGUGCAUAAAUCGUGUCUUUCUUGUGUUGGAAGUCCCUACCAAUGCCACUGGUGUAAAUACCGCCACAUCUGCACCCACGACCCACGCAGCUGCUCAUUCCAAGAGGGACGGGUCAAGCAACCUGAGUCAUGUCCUCAACUGCUGCCUGCUGAUCGGAUCCUGGUGCCGGUAAACGUGGUAAAGCCCAUCACCCUACGUGCCAGGAACCUGCCCCAGCCACAGUCCGGCCAGCGAGGCUAUGAGUGUGUGCUCACCAUACAAGGGUUGGAGCAAAGAGUCCCUGCCCUUCGCUUCAACAGCUCCAGUGUACAGUGCCAAAACACCUCAUACUCGUAUGAAGGAAUGGAGAUGAGCAGCCUCCCUGUAGACCUGACAGUCAUCUGGAAUGGAGAUUUUAGCAUUGACAACCCAGCCCUAAAUAAAGUGCACCUGUAUAAAUGUGAUGCCAGGCGGGAGAGCUGUGGCCUGUGUCUGAAGGCUGAUCCACUGUUUGGCUGCGUCUGGUGUAAAGGGGAGAAGCGAUGUACCCUUAAACAGCACUGCCCGAACCCACAAAGCUUGUGGCUGGAACACUUUGGCAUGAACAGCAAAUGUACCAACCCCAAGAUCACCAAGAUUACCCCGCUGCGAGGGCCUCGGGAGGGGGGCACGCUGGUUACAAUCCGUGGGGAGAACCUUGGCCUGAAUUUCCACGAGAUUCAAGGCAAUGUGAAGGUGGCCGAGGUGGAGUGCAAACCUGUACCGGAGGGGUACAUCCCUGCAGAACAGAUUGUUUGUGAGAUGGGAAAAGCAGAGGCGAGUCAGUUUGCCGGAAACGUUGAAGUGUGCAUCGGGGAAUGCCAGCCUGAAUUCAUGGCCAGUUUUUCAAAGUACUACUACUUUGUGGUCCCCAGACUGCUGUCUCUAAAGCCUAACCGUGGACCUGUGUCUGGAGGCACCAUCGUCAACAUCACAGGAAGCAACCUGGACUCUGGAAGUAAUGUCUCCAUCAUGUUUAAGGACCAGAAGUGCACUUUUCAAAGAAGAGGAGGACAGUGGAUCACAUGCCGUUCUCAUGCAUCCACGCAAGGCUAUGGAAAUGUAUCCGUAUCAGUGUAUGUUGACAAGGCUCAUGUCCAUAAGGACCUCAGAUUUGAGUAUGUAGAGGAUCCCACUAUAACAAAACUGGAACAAGAAUGGAGUAUUUUCAGUGGAAAUACUCCAGUGACAGUGACUGGUACCAACCUGGACAUCAUUCAGAACCCACAAAUCAGAGCCAAGUACAACAACCAGGAGACGACUAAUUUUUGCCAUGUGUUGAAUCCCACCACUAUGCUGUGCCAGGCCCCGGCACUUCCAGGUGGCUUAAGCAGGCAGAAGGAAGUGGUUGAAAAACCAGAUGAAUUUGGCUUCAUUCUCGACAAUGUGCAGGCUGUGCUGGCCCUUAAAAAUAUCAACUUUCUCUACUAUCCCAACCCAGUGUUUGAGCCUCUAAGUCCCUCUGGGGUGCAGGAACUAAAGCCAGGAUCUCCCAUUAUUCUGAAGGGCAGGAAUUUUCUCCCCUCUACUCCUGGUGGCAAUGGGAAACUAAACUACACAGUUCUGAUCGGAGAAAAACCCUGUGCCCUGACCGUAUCUGACACCCAGCUGCUGUGUGAAUCACCUAAUCUAACUGGACGCCAUAAGGUUCUGGCCCGUGUGGGUGGCAUUGAGUUUUCCCCAGGCGUGGUCCACAUAACCUCUGACAGCCCUCUCAGCAGCACUGCCAUCAUCAGCAUCGCUGGAGCUGGAUGUCUCCUCAUCCUCUUCAUCAUCAUUGUACUCAUUGCCUACAAGCGCAAGUCCCGUGAGAGUGACCUGACCCUUAAACGCCUGCAGAUGCAGAUGGACAACCUGGAAUGUCGAGUGGCACUAGAGUGUAAAGAAGCAUUUGCAGAGCUGCAGACAGACAUUAAUGAAUUGACCAGUGACCUGGAUGGAGCUGGCAUUCCUUUCCUGGACUACAGAACCUACACCAUGCGAGUUCUCUUUCCUGGAAUUGAGGAGCACCCUGUACUUAAAGACUUGGAGGUGCCAGGUUACAGGCAGGAGCAAGUGGAGAAGGGUCUAAAGCUUUUCAGUCAGCUUAUCAACAACAAAGUUUUCUUGCUUUCCUUUAUCCGUACCCUGGAGUCUCAGCGAGGCUUUUCAAUGAGAGACCGUGGCAAUGUAGCCUCUCUCAUCAUGACUGUGCUGCAGAGUAAGCUGGAGUAUGCUACUGAUGUACUCAAACACCUUCUGUCUGACCUCAUUGACAAAAACCUGGAAAGCAAAAACCACCCGAAACUGCUGCUUCGGAGGACAGAGUCUGUAGCGGAGAAAAUGCUGACAAAUUGGUUUACAUUUCUUCUCUACAAGUUCCUAAAGGAGUGUGCCGGCGAGCCCCUUUUCUCACUCUUCUGCGCCAUCAAGCAACAAAUGGAGAAAGGCCCCAUCGACUCCAUCACAGGGGAGGCGCGCUACUCUCUAAGUGAGGACAAGCUCAUCAGGCAGCAGAUCGACUACAAGACUCUGGUGGUGAACUGCAUUCACCCAGAUAAUGAGAAGAGUCCAGAGAUUCAGGUUAAGGUGUUGAAUUGUGACACUAUCACCCAAGUGAAGGAGAAGAUCCUGGAUGCCAUUUACAAGAACGUUCCUUACUCCCACCGCCAGAAAGUCUCUGAAUUGGACCUGGAGUGGCGACAGGGCAGAGGGGUUCGAAUCAUCCUGCAGGAUGAGGACAUGUCCACAAAGAUUGAAGGUGACUGGAAGAGGCUCAACAUACUGUCCCAUUACCAGGUGCCUGAUAAUUCCCUGGUGGCACUUGUACCUAAGCAGGUCACUGCCUACAACUCUGUGAACAACUCUACAGUCUCCAGGACUUCUGCUAGCAAAUAUGAAAACAUGAUCAAGUACACGGGCAGCCCAGACAGCUUGCGUUCCCGUACUCCAAUGAUUACACCUGACCUGGAAAGUGGGGUCAAAGUUUGGCAUCUGGUAAAGAACCAUGAGCACGGAGACCAGAAAGAAGGGGACCGAGGUAGCAAGAUGGUAUCCGAAAUCUACCUGACCAGACUUCUGGCUACAAAGGGCACACUCCAGAAGUUUGUAGACGACUUGUUUGAGACCAUCUUUAGCACGGCACAUCGAGGAAGUGCUCUCCCCCUCGCCAUAAAGUACAUGUUCGACUUUCUGGAUGAGCAGGCCGAUAAGCAUGCCAUCCACGACCCACAUGUCCGACACACAUGGAAAAGCAACUGCCUACCUCUGAGGUUUUGGGUGAACGUGAUUAAAAAUCCCCAGUUUGUGUUCGACAUUCACAAGAGCAGCAUCACAGAUGCCUGCUUGUCUGUGGUGGCACAGACAUUCAUGGAUUCCUGCUCCACCUCUGAGCAUCGCCUGGGCAAAGAUUCACCCUCCAACAAGCUGUUGUAUGCCAAGGACAUCCCCAGUUACAAGAGCUGGGUGGAGAGAUACUACUCGGACAUAAAUAAGAUGCCUGCUAUCAGCGACCAGGAUAUGAAUGCGUACCUGGCCGAACAAUCCCGUAUGCACAUGAACGAGUUCAACACAAUGAGCUCUCUCAGUGAGAUCUACUCCUACGUGGGAAAAUAUGCAGAGGAGAUUGUGUGUGCACUGGAGGAAGAUGAUGCUGCCAGGAAACAAAGACUGGCCUUCAAGCUGGAACAGGUGGUCACUUUACUGAGCCUGGAGAGCUGAGGGCAGCAUUUCCCAGAGCGCGCUGGGACAUCACUUCAGAAACCAAGCCGUGCCUGAGCACCUGUACAUCGAUUGCAUCGCUUCUGUUUUGCAAGCAACUUCCUUCAUCUUCCCGAAACUGACCAAGAAUCCACGUCACAUUAGCUCUGCUUCCUAGAAAAGUAGACAAGGGCCAAGGAGCUGAAUACCACUAAGUUAUCCGUGAUGCAACCGGGGGAGGGGGGUGGGUCUCUAACUCUGCAGUAAAGAAGGGGGACUCGAUGC